AUGCAACAACCAGGGCGAUCACUCCCUCGAUCCUGGACUUCGACACUAAAACUCCCCAAAUCAAGUUUCCCUCCACGCGUGUCACCAGCCGACCGAACAAAAUAUCUGAAACGAUGCACCGAUGAGCUGUACGCCUGGCAGCGUCGCGAACGACCUGCGACUAAACCGUUCGUCCUCCACGAUGGCCCGCCCUACGCGAACGGUGAAUUGCAUGUCGGACAUGCGUUGAACAAAAUCACCAAGGAUAUCAUCAACCGGGUGCAAUUGAGCCGGGGCAAGCAAGUGCGCUAUGUCCCCGGAUGGGAUUGUCAUGGAUUGCCAAUUGAACUCAAGGCGCUACAAGGCCUGCACGAUACCGAUGUUCUGGAUAGAUCUCUCAGCGCUGCUGUGAUUCGAAAAGCUGCUAGGCAGCUUGCGCGACAGACGGUGAAGGAGCAAAUGAAAGGGUUCAAAGGAUUCGGAGUCAUGGCGGAUUGGGAGAACCACUGGAAGACAAUGGACCACAACUUCGAAAUGCGCCAGCUAGGAAUUUUCCGCGAAAUGGUUGAUCAUGGACUCAUCUACCGCAAGUUCAAGCCCGUUUAUUGGUCGCCGUCAACUGGAACCGCGCUCGCGGAAGCUGAGCUCGAAUAUAAGGAUGAUCACAUUUCGACUGCGGCUUUGAUCAAAUUUCCGCUUGAAAAUAUCCCUGAACACCUCGCCAAUAAUCCUCUUCUAGCGAAUAAAGAGGUCAGCGCUGUUAUCUGGACCACUACCCCGUGGACAUUGCCUGCGAAUGCUGCAAUUGCGGUUAGCGAAGAGCUACACUAUGCAAUUGUAGAGUCGGAGCAACACGGUCUUCUGCUUAUCGCUCAGUCCCGUAUCGAAUACAUGGAGAAGAUGCUGAAGGAAGACUUGUCCGUCAUUAUCCCUGACAUCCUUGGAUCCGAACUGGGCGAAAAGGCCACCUACCGACCUCUUUGCAAGGGCCCCGAGGCGAAAGCCCAGCCAAUCAUCGCUGCUGACUUUGUGACCGCUGACUCUGGAUCUGGCAUGGUUCACUGCGCCCCUGGACAUGGUAUGGAUGACUAUGAAGCUUGCCUGGCCCGUGGAAUCGAGGUGUUCGCACCCGUGAACGACGAGGGAAGAUUUACAGACAAGGCUAUGCCGCAUGAUCCUUCUCGCUUGAGUGGCAAAUCCGUCCUCGGCGAGGGUAAUGAGGCAGUCUUAGAAUUUGCACAGGAACGCAACCAACUUCUUGCUCAACACAAAUACGAGCACAAAUAUCCCUACGACUGGCGAUCCAAGCAACCGAUCAUUAUCCGGGCCACUGAACAAUGGUUUGCCGAUGUGGCAGACAUCCGUAAGAACGCGCUGCAAUCGCUGGAAGAUGUCCGAUUUGUUCCCGAGACUGGCAAGACUCGACUCCAAAACUUCAUCAAGAACCGCAGCGAAUGGUGUAUAUCGCGCCAACGUGCUUGGGGUGUCCCCAUUCCCGCUCUUUACCACCGUACCACUGGCGAGGCUGUUCUCACUAAGGAAAGCGUGUCGCAUAUUAUGGACACCAUUAAGGAGCGCGGUAUCGAUGCCUGGUGGACAGACAGCGCUGAUGACCUCGCUUGGAUUUUACCAUCGCUACGUGAUGGCUCUACGGGCUAUCGCCGUGGAACCGAUACGAUGGAUGUCUGGUUCGACAGUGGUACUAGCUGGGCGGAGAUUGAUGUGCCCACGGAAGGACGAAGCCACCCUGCAGAUGUUUACCUCGAGGGAAGCGAUCAACAUCGUGGCUGGUUCCAGUCGGGUCUUCUUACCUACACUGCGCACCAGCUCGCCUCCGGCAAGACUGAUACCCGUGCUCCUUUCCGUAACUUGAUCACACAUGGAUUUACUCUGGACGAGGCUGGCCGUAAGAUGAGCAAGUCCAUCGGCAACACCAUCGCCCCCCAGACAAUCAUGGACGGUACCUUAUUGCCCCCUCUGAAGCCCCGAAAGGGCAAGGGUAAGAAGCAGGCCGAAAACCAAGAACCCUCCUUCGACGCUCUGGGCCCUGAUGCGCUUCGAUUGUGGGCCGCGGGUAGCGACUACACCCACGAUGUCGUUAUUGGGAAGCAGGUCCUGCAAGGCGUUCAUACCAGUCUGCACAAGUUCCGGGUGACCUUCAAGCUGCUGCUGGGCGCUCUUGGUGACUUCUCACCGAAGAAUGCCGUGGCGUACGACCAACUGCAGCAGGUUGACCGCAUAGCCUUGAAGCACCUCUCCGACAUGACCGUCGCUUCUCAAAAGUCCUACGACAACUUCGAGUUCUACAAAUCCGUCAACAUCCUCAACCGCUGGGCCAACCUUGAAUUUUCAGCCUUUUACAUGGAAGCCAUCAAGGACCGCUUGUACACCCUUGGUGAGAACAGUGCCAGCCGCCGUGCCGCCCAGACAACCCUGUUCUACAUCUUCACCCAUCUCCAAGAAGUUCUCGGUCCCAUAACCCCGAUCCUCGUUGAGGAGACCUGGGAUCACACCCCGGAAGCAAUCAAGUCACACAGCGGUCACCCCUUACAGCGCCUCGCCGCCAGCCCUCCAGCAGAAUGGCAGGAUGCUGCACUGGACACCAGUUACCAGGAGAUCGUCGCCGUCCACUCAGUGAUCAAGAACCUACAAGAACAAGCCCGCAGCAAGAAGCAGCUAGGCUCCUCUCUGCAAUCCUUUGUGCACAUCUCCCUGCCCGGUGAUGAAACUUCUAUUUUCCACCGCCACCUAUCUGAACUUCCGGACCUCUUUGUCGUAUCCUCCGUCACGAUCGGCAAAUCUGGCGAGUCCAUCUCCGGAAAUAUUGCCGACGCAGAGUGGAAGUAUGAAGAAGAGUGCGAACUUCCGAGUGGCGAGAAGGGAACUGUGCACGUCUAUUCCCCCCCAGGCGUCGAAGUGCCCGCGAUGCUGGCGGUAUGCCGUUCCUGA
This is a messenger RNA of Penicillium cosmopolitanum, 2928 nucleotides long. RefSeq names its product isoleucine--tRNA ligase ISM1. Gene Ontology annotation, cellular component: cytosol. The coding region runs from base 1 to 2928 and encodes 975 amino acids. Lineage: Eukaryota; Fungi; Ascomycota; Eurotiomycetes; Eurotiales; Aspergillaceae. Gene Ontology annotation, molecular function: tRNA binding; isoleucine-tRNA ligase activity; ATP binding. Gene Ontology annotation, biological process: isoleucyl-tRNA aminoacylation. The record is from RefSeq and is a predicted model, not a curated record. The transcript has a single exon.